Messenger RNA from Paralichthys olivaceus (Japanese flounder), 2814 nucleotides. The record is from RefSeq and is a predicted model, not a curated record. NCBI's taxonomy places the organism in Eukaryota, Metazoa, Chordata, Actinopteri, Pleuronectiformes, Paralichthyidae.
ACGCAGCCAUGGAUACCCUGCGUUAUUGGCAGAGGACGUACAGCCGAGAGCUGGACAAGGAAACCAAGCAGGAGUGUGUGGCUACAGAGAGACUGCUGAGGGAGGCACUGGCCGGGGGAGUGCCUGCCGCUCCGGCCCCAGCCAAGCCUUUCGAUGCUCUGCAGGACAGCCAGCUGUUUGAUGCGGAGAACUCGGAGCCACUGUUGUCCUCUGGAGGGGGCUGCUCCGCCAGCCAAGACCGGCCUCGACACAGCAGGAACUCGGAGGUGAACGCGCGGCCCGCCAGCCCCAAACGGUGGCAGAGCAAUAGUUCAACCCAGCGCCACCGAGCCAGAGGAACAGAGGCUGCUGUUCUCUAUGGGAAUAACAGCAGCUGCUCAGAUGAAAGCGACUCUGACUGCCCCGUCAGUCCCCUCCGUCCUGUCCGUCCUAGGCACAGUUUCCCAUCAGCCCCGAGUCAAAAGGAAGCUCCACCAAACAAAGAAACCGGCUCCAUCCCGACUUCAGGCACCACCAGAGAGAACCCUGCACCAUUUGUCCUUGAACGAGAGGAGUACCACAGCGCCAUUCGAGGCUUGGGCAGUUCCAAAACUCUUCUCCAGGGUCUGUCACAGCCACAGUUCUCCAGCACGCCCGCCGUGACGUCCAGCAACAAAUCAGCUCUGGUUCCUGAGGAGGAGUAUCUUGCCGAUGACUGGCUGGAUGAUGAUUUAGGGGACAUGCAGCCGAAGAAGAAGAGGAGGCUUCAAGUCAAGCAGAACGGGAUGAACGGGGAGGACACAGCCAUUUUUUCAGCAGCCAGAAAUCAAAACAGGCACCUAAACUCUAACCCAACCUGCAGAGCCUCUGCAGUUCCCUCCUCCUCCAGCAGGAGUCUCUCUCUGAAAAGGAAUGGCUCUGUGAGGCCUCACCAGGUGAAAAUGACUCAGAUGCCUGGGAUGGUGCGGUUGGGCAGACGAGAGGUCAACAGGCCGCACAGCCCCACCCUCACAGAUGAUGACGACAUGAUACCUGAGACCCCGCCUCCGCACAUACACAUGCAGCCUCCAGCUCAAACACUGGCCGCUCCGAUGCCCACAUCACUGCCUCCACCAAUCAGAAUGAGGGUCAGAGUUCAGGAAGAUGUUUUCCUCAUCCCAGUUCCACAAAGUGAGGCAGACUCCUGCACCGUGUCGUGGCUGUGUGAGCAGGCAGCGCAGCGUUACUACCAGAAAUGUGGCCUCCUGCCUCGUCUCUCUCUGCAGAAGGAGGGCGCUCUUCUCUGCCCGCAGGACCUGCUGCUGGCUGUCCUGCACACCAAUGAAGAGGUUUUGGCUGAAGUGUGCUCCUGGGACCUCCCUCCUCUCCCUGAGCGUUACAAAAAGGCCUGUGACAGCCUGGCAGUGGAUGAGAACAAGCGCAUCACCCGGCUGUGUGAGGUGCAGGAUGGGAGCUCCUCUGUGUCGGUGUGCGGCCUCAGUCUGGCGCCCUCUUCCCUCAACCCGAUGCUCCGCGCCCUCAAACUUCAGGCCAGUCUAACUGAGCUGCGGAUUUCCGGCAACCGUUUCCAUGACAACCUACUCCCUGAUUUGGUUGCCACAACCAUCACCAUGCCUCGGCUUCGGCUGCUGGACAUUUCUGCCAAUAACAUCACAGGCGAAGGACUGGGGAAGGCAGUGAGCGCUUUGAAGGGACAGACUCAUCCGGCCUUUCCUUGUCUGGAGGAGCUCGAUCUCAGUAUGAAUCCUCUGGGGGACGGUGUGUCUGAGUCCUUGUCCUGUCUGCUGUCCUGCUGCCCUCUGUUAGCCAGGCUGUCUCUGCAGGCCUGCGGACUCACUGCUCGUUUCCUGCAGCAGCAUCGCCUGCUGCUGGCCAGCGCUCUGACAGGGAGAGGACACCUGAAGUCAGUGAAUCUCGCCCACAAUGCACUGGGCUCCACUGGGUUUGAGCUGGUGUUGAAGACUCUGCCUCUCCACUGCCUCACACACCUGGACCUGUCUGCCAUCCGCAGGGGUCCUGCUGAUUUCCCGGCACUUGAACAGCUCACCAAAGUCCUGUCACAGGACGACUGUUCACUGACGCACCUGAGUCUGGCAGCCAACGACUUAACGGACAGCGGUGUCAGCACCUUGGCCAGGUGCCUGCCUUCAUGUCCGUCUCUGCUGAGUUUAAACUUGUCGGGAAACUCGUCCGUCACCUCAGCUGGACUUCACAGCAUCCUGAACGCUGUCAGAGAGACUUCUCGACCUCUGACCCUUCUAAACCUUCAAGGUUGUCAGGUGUCGGGUCCCUGGGACAGUUCAGCUCUGGAUGGUUUGUCAGAGCUGGUCAAAGAUCUUCGUCUUUGCUCUCAGGGACUGAACAAGCUGGACAGGCAGGCUCUGAAGCAGAACUGGGACAACAGUCAUUCACACGGGCUCUUUAUUGACCGGAAAGCCAAGUGCCUGCUCUCUGCUGCAGCCUCUUCAUGAAGAGGAAAGAAUUCUGUGUCACACACACUUGAAUCAGAGCCAUGUGAAACUCGUGCUCUUAUUAAUUCACAAAUACACAGCUUUUAUAAUAAGGAUGAUUUUCUUUCUUUUUUAGGUUUUGUUCAGUUAGCAGUGACAGCUGGAGACUUCAUUAAACGAAAUAUCUAGUGACACACCAUCCAUGAACACGUUGUAAAUAACUCUAAUAACUUUCAUUUAUUCUGUACCCUUCAUUUAUGUGUCCCUGUAAAAGUCUUGUGCAUAAAAACUGUUUAUUUUAAGUGUAUUUGGGUUCUGAUGAACCUUUGACCUCAACCCACUGAAUUAUUGUAUGAAAAAAAUUAAAGUGACUCAUGAUGCUUUU